This is a messenger RNA of Magnolia sinica, 1253 nucleotides long. RefSeq lists its product as uncharacterized. The transcript has 5 exons. Bases 242 to 994 code for a protein of 250 amino acids. The record is from RefSeq and is a predicted model, not a curated record. Lineage: Eukaryota; Viridiplantae; Streptophyta; Magnoliopsida; Magnoliales; Magnoliaceae.
UAUCUCUGUGACAGGGCCACAUGCAAUCCGCACUCGGCGGCACCUCCUUCGAGAGCGUGAGACGUUCGAGGAGCACCAUUUCCUCUGCUCGCUUACAGUUCCCAGUACUCCAUCACUACCAACUGUCAACCUCCGUCACCUACCGGCGCAUGUUAGAUACUCCCCUCGUUAAGGCCAUGAAAGCUGCCCAUCGUCACUGCUACUCCCGUAUUAAUAGUCCUAUACUUGUUCUACCACGAGUAUGAUCUCUCUCACAUCUCCUUCUCCAUCUCUCUCCUCUCUACUCCUCCAACCUCACUUCCAAUCUCGAAUCUCUACUCUCAAAACCCUAGAGUUGAAGAGAAGGAAGAGCGAAAGAAAUAAUCGGAUCCGGAGAUGCAGAGCAGAGCUCUCUCAGGACGCACCUUUCGCCCUUGCGAUCGGCGCCUGCGUCCUCAAUUCCCUGAUCUUCCCGAUCCCCCGCGGUCCCGAUGAACCCGUCGAUGGUGGAUCUGCGAUCGAUUCGACGGACACGAGGUUCGCGGUGAUGGGGAUCGUAAGCUUCAUCCCUUAUUUCAAUUGGCUGAGUUGGGUUUUUGCAUGGCUUGAUACAAGUAGUCGGCGGUAUUUGGUGUAUUCCAUUGUGUACUUGGCUCCUUACCUGAGGACAAACUUAUCAUUGUCGCCGGAGGAGAGCUGGCUACCUAUCGCCAGCAUUGUCUUCUGCAUUGUUCACAUUCAGCUUGAAGCAAGCAUAAGGAAUGGAGAUCUUAAGACUACUGAACUGUUUGGGGAGCUCCUAAAGUCUCUCUCUCCAGUGACCAGAAAGAAAGAUUCACAUAUUCAAAGUCAACAAGGAAUAUCUAAUAAGAGGAACGGAGAGGAGCAGCUGCCUUCUCCACAAGAAGAACAUGAAAACAAGCUUCGAGAAUGGGGAGUUCCGCGAAAGCCAUUGGAUAACUCCCAACAACACCUGAACGAUGAUGAAGAUAAAAUGGACAACCAAAAAGACUAGAGAGCUUGUGGCCAUUUGACAUUAUUAGAAACAGGUCAGUGCAUUGUGAUUUUACUUUUACUAUGCUAUAAAUCAAGGGGGCGGUGACUGAGAUGGACUUCUAACGGAAUCAGGGAUUUUGUUAUCUAGAGGGGAGAAUUGGGAGCAUUUAAAGUAGUAGAGGCCUAGCAGGAGUCUUUUGUACCCCUUAUCUCUUGCAAUUUGCAUGGGUCCAAAUCCUUGAAAUAUUGAAAUCCAUUAUUUAGGAAGCGGUAUAAGA